UUUUUCUUCUUCUUCUUCUUCUUCUUCUUCUUCUUCUUCUUCACUCACCCUCUCCCCUCUCUCCUCUUCCCUCUCCUCUCACCUCACCCCACUCUUUCAACAUGGCUUACGAACUGCCUCCGAUCGGACACGCCCUCAGCGGCGGCGUUGCUGCCGCGCUCGCCAAUGUCGUCAUCUACCCUCUCGACAUGGCCACCACCCGCGUCCAGUCCCAAUCCACCAAGGACCCGGCCUCUAUCCCCCACUCUCACUCCUCGUCCGGCCGCAAGGAGCAACUCCCCAUCGAAUUCAAACGCCCUGAACUCCCCUCUUCCACCUCUUCGUCUUCGUCCUCAAAGACCUCUGCCCUAUCUGUCUCCCCAGAUGGCCGCAAAAAGACCACGACGACGACGAUCACCACGACCACCCGCACCGUCUCCUCCCUUUCUUCAUCUACCUCAACAUCCUCGUCGACGACCUCAAAGAAAACCCAUUACACAUCCGUGCCGGACGCGCUUCGGCAGACCUACCGAUCCGAGGGCUUCUCAGCCCUCUACGCCGGUCUCGGCUCCGACACCCUCGCGACCUUGACCUCGAACUUUGUCUACUUUUACGUCUACAUGGCCCUCCGCCAACACAAGGAACACCGUCGUCGGUCCGGUCAACUCUCAACGAUUCAGGAACUCUUCCUGGGCGCCGAAGCCGGGGUUAUUUCCAGGUUCUUCACGGCCCCGAUUCAUGUCGUCACCACCCGACAGCAGGUCAUCGGGAAGGAGCUCUCGACAGAGAGUGGGAAGCCGAUCAAGGUCUCUGCUCGCGCGAUUAUCAGGGAUAUCUAUGCGCAGGAUGGGAUCCUCGGGUUCUGGGCCGGAUAUGCGCCGACGGUCAUUCUGUCGAUUAACCCCUCGAUCACCUAUUUUUUGUUCGAGACCCUCAAGAAGUUUAUCCUGGCCCGUCAAGCCCGCGCCGCCGCCGCCGUCUCUGCGGUCCCCAACGGCUCGAAAUCUGCUCUUGUGGCGGCUGCAUCGUUGAGUUCACUCCAGAUCUUUUUCAUCUCCGCAUGCUCAAAAGCCAUCGCCUCCUUUUUGACCUACCCGCUCAUCCUCACAAAGACAAAGCUUCAGACCAAAUCCGAAGAUGCCAACGAUGGCGACAACAACAACAACAACAACAACAACGCGGACGAGGAAUCUCUUAUCGGAACCGACUCUGCUUCUGUAGCAGCUUCAGGAACAGCAUCGUCAUCACAGGGGAAGACAAAGGGAUUCGACGGCAUCUCAGAUGUGAUCAGGACCGUGGUGAAGGACAAGGGCAUCAAGGGUCUCUACACCGGAUGCCAGGGCCAAGUCGUCAAGGGCUUCUUUUCCUUCGGUCUCAUGUACAUGAUCAAGGACCGUGUCGUCGCCUGGAUGCUCACACUCUUCCUCGCCCUCCACAACAUGCGCAACCGUGUCACUUCGGCGUAAAGUCUUUUUUCUUUUCUUUUUUUUUUCGACAAAAGACUUUGUACCCCCAACACCCUCCCAGCCGCUUUACGCCAACCCAAACCAUGCAACAUAGACUAUAAUAAAGAGACAAAUUACA
Molecule: messenger RNA, 1563 nt
Organism: Gamsiella multidivaricata
Lineage: Eukaryota; Fungi; Mortierellomycota; Mortierellomycetes; Mortierellales; Mortierellaceae
Product: mitochondrial carrier domain-containing protein
Exons: 1
Coding region: 102-1445 (447 amino acids)
Source: RefSeq, a predicted model, not a curated record